GUUUAAUUCUUGAAGAAUCAGUGAAGUUCUCUGUCUUUUUUGUUCUUUUUUUCUUUUUUGGGUGUAAAAAUCUCAUCUUUUUUCCUUUUUGGUUGUAAAAAUCAUAUCUUUUUUCUUUUUUAAGUGUAAAAAUCUUUUCUUUAUAAUGUUUUAGCUUGUAUACAAGGAAGGUGGUGAUUAAAAUGAAAAAAAAACUCAGUUUUUACUUGAAGAAAAUUUUUAAUUAGUUGAUCGAAACCCGGGUAGUAAUGUGGUACCCGGUUUGUUAUAUCUGGAUAAUUGGAUCUUUUUCUUCUUCUUGUAGGUGCAUUGGGUUUUGGUUCUUUUUUUUUGAGUAGUUAAGUAUUUGGAGCUUUUGUGGGCAAAAGAUUGUUUUUUUGUUCUUUCUUUUUUUAUUUUGAUAAUACCAAUGCUGGAAAAGAAGAUGACUCAAAAGGCCUUUGUAAAUGUUUACUUGCCUUUUUUUUUUUUGGUUUAUGUUUCUCAGAUAAUGAAAGAUGAGUUUUUUUUCCUUUCUUCUUUCAGGUAAAUUUAGCUCACCAUAACUUCUUUUCUUUUUUCAAACUUUUUUUUUUUGAGUCGAGGUCUAUCGUAAACAAUCUUUCUAAUUUUCGAGGUGAGGUAAGGUCUGAAUACAUUCUAUCGUCCCCAUAUACUAUUUGUUGAAUUAGACUGGUUAUGUUGUUGUACAUGAGUUUUAGUUCUUUUAUUUAUUUGUUUAUGUUAAAGUUUCUUGUUAAUGGAAUUUAGCUUUGAUUUUAAAGUUUUUCUGGUUUUUCUUUGUUUUGUAGUUAAAUUGGUUGAGGUGGACAGUGAAUUUCUCAGUCCUCUUGUACUAGGUUAUAUUUAUGAGUGGUUGGUUAUAUUUAGUCUUGUGAAAGUCAAAAUUUUGAUAUUGAAAUUAAUAGAUGCCUUUUAAGUUGUGGCCUUGUGGGGCUUAGUUGGUAUUUGACACUUUUUAAGGCUCUUCCUUUCCCCAGCUCAUACUAGUGGUAGUACUUUUCUCCGUCCCAUUUUAUAUGACACUUAAUUCGUCUUGAAAAAAUGUCUUGUCUUACUAUUUUUGUUACUCAUCAUUUUGUAACAGUUGUCACAUUAGUUGGUUAUUGUUAUUAUUCCAUUUUCUCUAUGUUAUGCUUUCCUGUUUUCUAUGUCCUCUUUACUUUUGUAUUUUUCCUUUAGCUGCUCUCGAAAACACUCUCUUUACUUCCUCGAGGUAGGGGUUUUAUAUGUCCUCUUUACUUUUGUAUUUUUCUUUUAGUUGCUCUGAUGUGCGUGUUUAGAAACAACCUCUUUACCUGCUCGAGUUAAGGGUAAAGUAUGUGUACACUCUUCCGUCCCUAGACCCCACUUAUGGGACUACACUAGGUUUGUUGUUGUAGGUUCUUCCUUUUGGUUAUUGACCAGCUUAUGUUAAUUGCAAGUGGAUGUUGGUGCAUUCAUUUGUGUAUAUCUGUGAAAUUUUAUAAUGAUGGUAGUGCCCUUUUUUAAAAAGAAUUAAUAAAUUGUAGGUUCUUGUGUACUUGGUCCAGUUAUUGAGCAUAUAUGGUUCGAUUGAUCAGGUGUGUUAUUGUACAUUAAGCAGCAUUGGUGUAAACAAGAGUAGUUCUAUUGGAUGCAAUGUUGAAGAAAGUAGUAUCAUGGUUGUUGUUUUUAUCGAUCGUUGAAUUAUGGGUUGUUGAUGGUUAUAUUGAAUGUCCUUGUGAUGAUAGUGAUGCAUUUUGGAGCAUGGAAACAAUGUUAUUUGUUCAAAAGGCCGGUGAUCUCGGUAUAGCAGUGGCCUAUUUUUCCAUCCCAAUCGAGAUCAUCUACUUCGUUACCUGUUCUAGUUUUCCGUUCAAAUGGGUGCUCUUUCAAUUCGGAGCAUUCAUUGUACUAUGUGGUUUAACACAUUUUCUCACCUUCUUGACUCAUUUUGGCAAAUACACAUUUCACCUUAUUCUUGCCCUUAUUGUUUGCAAACUACUCACUGCAUUAGUUUCGAUGCUCACUGCUAUAACACUUAUGAAUCUCAUCCCUUUGCUGCUUAAAGCCAAGGCAAGGGAAUUUAUGCUGAGACGAAAGAAUCGUGAUCUUGAUCGAGAAGUUGGAAGAAUAAAACAAAAGGAGGAACUUGGACUGCAUGUUCGGAUGCUUACCAAAGAGAUCCGGAAGUCAAUUGAUCGUCAUACAAUACUCUACACAACUCUUGUUGAGCUAUCGAAGUUAUUGAGUUUGCAGAAUUGUGUUAUAUGGAUGCCUAAUGAGAACAGAACCGAGAUGAAACUGACUCAUGAUACUACAAGGGAAAAUGUUUCGAGUAUGUAUAAUGUGCCUAUCCCGAUCAGUGAUCAAGAAGUAAAAGAGAUCAAGGGGAGUGAUGAUGUAAAGAUACUUGGAGCGGGCUCCCGACUUGCUGCUGCAAGCAGUAGAGGGAGUUGUGAGCCAGAAACUGUGGCUGCUAUUAGGAUUCCAAUGCUGAUGGUCUCGAAUUUCGGAGGUGAAACUCAUGAGAUUGUCUCGCAAUGUUAUGCUAUCCUCGUUUUGGUUCAACCUAGUGGACAUGGUAGGUUUUGGCUUAACCAGGAAAUUGAGAUAGUCACGGCUGCAGCUGAUCAAGUUGCUGUGGCGUUGUCCCAUGCUGCAGUGGUUGAAGAAUCUGAGUAUAUCAAAGACAGAUUGACAGAACAGAAUCAAGCACUGCAAAAAGCGAGAGAGGAAGCUCUUAGAGCAAGUCAAGCUAGGAGUGCAUUUCAGACGGUUAUGAGCCAUCGGUUGAGAAGACCGAUGCACUCAAUUUUGGGUCUGCUCUCGAUGUUGCAGGAAGAGAAGUUACGAGAUGAACAACAGCUUCUUGUGCAUUCUAUAAUCAAAUCCAGCAACGUUGUCUCCACCCUGAUGGAUGAUGUUAUAGUUACUUCAACCAAGGAGAACGUAAAAUUCCCAUUGGAAAUGAAGCAUUUUCAGCUACAUUCCUUGAUACGAGAAGCUGCUUGUAUCGCCAAAUCUUUGUGUAUGUAUAAGGGUUACAACAUUACCAUUGAGGUUGAAAAAUCAUUUCCUAAUCAAGUCAUGGGUGAUGAAAGAAGAUUUUUUCAAGUUUUGCUUCAUAUAAUCGGAAAUCUUUUGAAUGGCACCAACGGAGGACAUCUUACCUUCAGAGCUCUCUCAGCAAGUGAAAAUGAUGUAAGUUGGAAAACGCCGAGAUCAAACUCAUCUAAUGACAUUGUCUAUAUCAAGUUUGAAAUUUGCACAAAAAUUAAUCGAUCUGAGUCAGAGAUCACCCCUGCUACUCCGACGUACUACAUUGAGGAGAUUGAGGAGAGUUUGAGCUUUGCUGUUUGCAGGAAGUUGGUUCAUUUGAUGCAAGGAGACAUCUUUAUAAUCCAAAAUUUAGAAGAUUUUGAUCAAGGCAUGGCUGUCAUUGUCGGAUUCCAAAGGCAGCCAUUAAUUCCCAUAGGCAUGUCCGAAUAUGUGGAAUCUUCUGAUCCCACAUAUCCACAUCCUGUUUUACAGGGUGUGAAAGUUCUGUUAGCUGACUAUGAUGAUUCGAAUAGAGCUGUAACAAGGAAGAUGCUCGAGAAAUUGGGAUGUAUCGUUACUGUAGUUUCAUCUGGAUAUGAAUGCCUCGGUGCUGUUGGCCCCAUUGUGUCCUUGUUACAAAUUAUACUUUUGGAUCUUCACCUGCCUGAUUUAGAUGGCUUUGAAGUUACCAUGAGACUUCGAAAGCAUCGAAGCCAGACAUGGCCUUUGAUCAUCGGUUUAGCUGCAAUUACUGAUGAAGAUAUCAGAAAAUGCCUGAAGAUUGGAAUGAAUGGUAUCAUCUGUAAACCACUGCUCUUAUCAGGACUCGCCGAUGAGCUUCAGAAGGUUCUGCUUCAUGCAAACAGAGGAAUGCGAUGAUGGUAACUAACGUUUACGAUAGAUGAUAGUAAGGUACAAAUAUAGUAGAUGUAAAAAUAGAAAAAAUGUAAAAAGUUUCAGCAUACUUAUGUUUAAGUACACACCUUGAGUACUGUUAAAUGGUAUAGAUACUUUUUGUCUUCUU
Molecule: messenger RNA, 4027 nt
Organism: Solanum tuberosum (potato)
Lineage: Eukaryota; Viridiplantae; Streptophyta; Magnoliopsida; Solanales; Solanaceae
Product: ethylene receptor 2-like
Exons: 2
Coding region: 1621-3882 (753 amino acids)
Biological process (GO): phosphorelay signal transduction system; response to ethylene
Cellular component (GO): endoplasmic reticulum membrane; endoplasmic reticulum
Molecular function (GO): protein binding; phosphorelay sensor kinase activity; ethylene binding
Source: RefSeq, a predicted model, not a curated record